Molecule: messenger RNA, 3696 nt
Organism: Anoplopoma fimbria (sablefish)
Lineage: Eukaryota; Metazoa; Chordata; Actinopteri; Perciformes; Anoplopomatidae
Gene: dmgdh
Product: dimethylglycine dehydrogenase
Exons: 16
Coding region: 111-2723 (870 amino acids)
Cellular component (GO): mitochondrion
Molecular function (GO): protein binding; oxidoreductase activity
Source: RefSeq, a predicted model, not a curated record
UAUUUGUAACCACGCGUGGCAGUGCAGGGGUCCAGUGAGAGAGAGGAGGGGGGGCUGGCUAUGCUUUAAGUUGCAUGUAUAGUUUUUAAAACAAAAAUAUCACCGCAGUUAUGUCGCGGAUACUAAACCUGAUCCACUGUCGUUUGCGGAGAGAUUUGGCCGCAUGUCGAGGGAGAGCUCUGCUGCCUUUGAGGACCAUCUGCUGCACCUCCAGAAAACAAGCAGAGGAGAGUGAUGCAUCCUCAGCCCUCAGAAAGAGGUGGAAGGACACAGCAGACACUGUGAUCAUAGGUGGGGGAUGUGUGGGGGUCAGCGUGGCUUAUCACCUGGCCAAAGGUGGUGUGAAGGAUGUGGUGCUGCUGGAGAAGUCUGAUCUGACGGCUGGGUCCACCUGGCACGCUGCUGGUUUGACAACAUAUUACCAUCCAGGCAUCAACCUCAAGAAAGUCCACUAUGACAGCAUUAAAUUAUACGAGAGCCUGGAGGCUGAAACUGGACAGGCUGUCGGCUUUCAUCAGCCCGGCAGCGUCCGUAUCGCUUCAACGGCGGCCCGAGUGGAUGAGAUGAGGUACCAGAUGACGCGCACACACUGGCAUGUGACGGAACAGUACUUCAUCGGACCGGAGAAAGUCCACGAACAUUUCCCUCUCCUCAAUAUAGAUAAGGUGUUGGCAGGUCUGUACACCCCAGGAGACGGCCACAUUGACCCUUACUCUCUGACUAUGGCUCUGGCUGCUGGUGCUCGCAUGUACGGCGCCCAGAUCUACAACCCCGCCCCGGUCACCGCCCUCAACCCGACCGCCGACGGAAAGUGGGACGUCCAGACUCCUCACGGGACAAUCCGCGCAAAUCGCAUUGUCAAUGCAACAGGUUUCUGGGCCCGGGAAGUGGGCAAGAUGAUCGGGUUCGAACACCCAACCAUCCCGGUGCACCACCAGUAUUUAGUGACGGCAACGGUACCGGAGGUGAAGGCUCUGAAGAAGGAACUGGCCGUCAUCAGGGACCUGGAGGGCUCUUACUACCUGCGUCAGGAAAGAGACGGCCUGCUGUUCGGCCCGUAUGAAAAGAUGGAGAAGAUGGUGCUGCAGGACUCUUGGGUCAGAGAUGGAGUUCCCCCAGGUUUUGGUAAGGAGCUGUUUGAGUCGGACCUCGACAGGAUCAUGGAGCAUGUGGAGAUGGCCAUGGAGAUGGUCCCUGUGCUGAAGGAGGCCGACAUCAUCAACAUAGUGUCCGGACCGAUCACCUACACCCCUGACCUGCUGCCCAUGGUCGGACCGCACCAAGGAGUUCGCAACUACUGGAACGCCAUUGGCUUCGGGUAUGGAGUCAUCCACGCUGGCGGGAUCGGUAAGUUCCUGAGCGACUGGAUCAGGAAUGGGGAGCCUCCUUACGACCUGAUUGAGUGCGACCCAAACCGAUACGGCAGAUGGUCGGACGUGAAUUUCCUGUGCGCCAAAGCUCGAGAAUCCUAUGGCUUCAACAAUGUGGUUGGCUAUCCGAAGGAGGAGCGAUUCGCUGGUCGACCAACCCAACGGAAAAGUGGCGUGUACGAGCUGCUGAAGGACAAAGCAUCCAUGGGCUUCCAUGCCGGCUGGGAACAACCGCACUGGUUCUACAAACCUGGAGAUGACACCGGAUACAAGCCCAGUUUCCGUCGCACCAACUGGUUCGAACCAGUCGGCAGAGAGUGCAAACUGGUGAUGGAGAAGGUGGGAGUGAUCGACCUGACUCCUUUUGCCAAGUUCAUCAUGAAGGGGAAGGACUCGCACAAGCUGCUGGACCGCCUGUUUGCCAACACCAUGCCCAAGGUGGGACUUACCAAUGUCAGCCACAUGUUGACACCCACCGGGAGAGUCUUUGCUGAGGUCACCAUCACCCAGCUGGCACCAGGAGAGUUCCUGCUCAUCACGGGAUCGGGAUCAGAGGGACAUGACCUCAGGUGGAUAGAAGCAGAAGCUGCAGACGGCGGGUAUGACGUGGACAUCAGCAACGUAACAGAGGAUAUCGGCGUGUUGGGCAUUGCUGGACCAAAGUCCCGCAAAGUUCUCCAGAAGCUGACAGAUGAGGAUCUGAGCGACGCCGGGUUCAAGUUUCUCCACUGCAAGUCCAUCCAGUUAGCCGGCGUUACCGUCCGGGCCAUCAGGAUCUCCUACACAGGUGAGCUCGGGUGGGAGCUGUACAUUGAGCAGAAGAACAUGGCGACUGUGUACAAGGCCAUGAUGGAAGCAGGAAAAGACGAAGGCAUCGACAAUUUCGGCACCUACGCCAUGUCCUCCCUCAGACUGGAGAAGGGCUUCAGAGGCUGGGGAGCAGAGAUGAACUCAGACACCAAUCCUCUGGAGGCUGGGUUGGACUAUUUCAUCAAAUUGAACAAGCCUGCUGACUUCAUUGGCAAAGCCGCCCUUCAGGAGAUCAAAGCCAAAGGCCUGAAAAGGAAGCUCUCCUACCUCACGCUGGAAACAGAUGAUAUCGACCCUGAAGGCAACGAAACCAUCUGGCACAACGGCAAGGUGGUCGGCAACACGACGUCAGGCGCCUACAGCUACAGCAGCCAGCAGAGCCUGGCGUUCGCCUACCUGCCUGUGGAGCUGUGCUCGGUGGGCCAGAAGGUGGAGGUGGAGCUGCUGGGGAGGAAAUACCGCGCCAUGGUCAUCCAGGAGCCAUUAGUCCUCACCGAGCCCACACGAACCCGGCUGCAGAAGAAAGCAAAGGGGAAAGCAUAAGAUCAGUUCCUCACCAGCUAAUGAAGAACCAUUUUAUUGUGAUAUAUCAAAAGAGUCUUAUAUCCAUGAACUGGACUGUUUGUGGGCAGUUUAGGGGGAAAAAAGUAAUUUCACAACUUCCUGUUUUGUCUCCUCACGAGGAAGAAGUUGAAAACCGAUUAUGAGUGUGCUACAUGAAGGGAAAUAAAAAUGUUUAAUGUUCCUGCACUACAAUGUCUUAAAGUGAGUAAUUCACUUUUUGUAAUUCUCUGAAUUGAUGUUAAUGUUUUACAAGUCAAACGUUUUUUGAAGGAUGCCUUAUUCUUGACAUUUCAACUGGAAGCUUUUUACGUUUAUUUGAAGAAUAAAUAAAAAGAUGCCGCUGCAUUUUUAAUAGUGUUAUUAGCACUUUGUGAUAAAUGUGACAAAGUUUAUAAACAACAAUAACAAAAAAACAGAAGGCUGGUCAACUUGUACAAAGAUUGUUUUAUAAUCUGUUUUUUUUCACUAGUAUGUAAUUAACUUGGUUUACAUUAAUAACUUAAUUAUUAAAUCACUACACACACUUGUAUUAGGUGUUUGUGUGUCUUAACUCCUUUUCCUUAGUGUGUAACAAUCUUCUUUCAUUCUAGAGUUUUAUAAGACUUUAUUUUAAUUUUACUGUAGUUUUUUGUUUUUAAAAUUACCUUUUUUAAAAAGUCUAUUUUUCCCAAAUCAGACUUAAUAACAUGAAUAAUGAAAACCACUUGUGCAAAGUAACAUCUAUGCAACAGCUGCCCCUUGUUGUAUACUACAGUAUAGUUUAUAGUGUUUGUAUACUGUAUGUUAUAUACAGUAUAUCCACUGUACAGUCAUAUUACAAUAUUGUGAAGUAUUUACUGUAUAAUAAAAAUCAAAGCAUAAUAUGAUAUAUAAUUUGAUAAAAUAAAUAAAAGCACAAUUGUAAUAUAGUAUUUUACAGGAAAUUGGUAAUAAAAUGCAAUUUAAAACAAAA